Messenger RNA from Puccinia graminis f. sp. tritici CRL 75-36-700-3, 1179 nucleotides. RefSeq lists its product as uncharacterized. The record is from RefSeq and is a predicted model, not a curated record. NCBI's taxonomy places the organism in Eukaryota, Fungi, Basidiomycota, Pucciniomycetes, Pucciniales, Pucciniaceae. The transcript has 2 exons. Bases 1 to 1179 code for a protein of 392 amino acids.
AUGACUAGUUCUAUUGAUGAAGAAAAUGCAUCGGCAAGACGGGCCGGACAUGCCGACCCAGAAACUUCUUCGGCUGAGUCCAGCCAUCUUGCAGAACAAAUCCAACGCGCCUCUUGUGUCGAGCAGAGGCUAGGGGUGCACUGUGACUCGGAAGAUGAGGCCAGACAAUCCAUCGGCACGACCAGUAUCCCGAAAUCUCCUUCAACGACAAUAGAUUCAGACGAGUCCUUUCAAUGUCGAGGUCUCCAAUACGACCCGGAGCAACGGUGGUCUAACCCCAUCCCACGAGAGCCGAUCGUCUGGGCUUCCGGAUCAAGGUUGGGCCACCGCAGAAGCAUUCCAGCAUCUCCAGGGACAGUAGCAUCGGAUUCUGACGAGUCUUUUCAAUGCCGAGGCCUCCAGUGGCAGCACGAGCCUGGAUUUCGCCAGCAAGAGUCAAUUUCGGCCUCCGGAUCACGAUCAAGUCGCAGAGGAGGUGGACACUCCAGGAACAUUUCGACUUCGCCUGAAGCCGUCGACUCGGAUUCGGACGAGUCUUUCCAAUGUCGAGGCCUUUCAUUCCAAAGCUGGCCUGACUUUGGCUCACAAAAGUCGGUUUCCAGGGUUUCAGCAAGAGAUUCCGACGAGUCAUUCCAAUGUCGAGGCCUCUCGUAUCAGAGUCAGCCCGACUUUGGCUCACCUGUUGAUGAUUCAAUUUCCCGGGCUUCGGUAUCAGAUUCUGACGAGUCCUUCCACUGCCGAGGCCUGUCAUAUCAGAGUCUGUCUGACCUGCGCAGGCCGGAUCCUCUCACCCAAGCUCCAAGUACCCGGACCUCCGCUGGGGGCAUCGCUCACAAGAAUCCUGCAAAGGGUAAAAAUUUUCUAGGAUUGCGGUUAGAUCUGUCCUCCAUUUCUAAUUUCCAGCUCAAAGAGAACCGAUCAAAUCGUCGGCAAGAUUCGACCGAAAACCAGGCUCUCAACCAACGAAUUGAAGUUCAGCCUCUGGCCUCGCCGAUUGUUGCAAGUCCACCGCCACCGAUCAAUUCGGCGGAGACCCCCCUUAGAAAAGCCGGCAUACCCAUACUAGGCAGUUCGAAGCUUCGAACACUCAAGCUAGAGAGGAAAAACCGCCGGAAAGGUCCUCUGCAGGGUAUCAAAACUGCCCUUAAGAAAAUAUUGAGAGUUCCUAAGAAGGACUAA